ACUAGGCUUCACAUCAAAAGACAACCAAGAUGGAGUGUUCAACAGGCUGGCCUGUUCUUUCAUCACUGAGGAAAUCCUGGAAGUCUUGCGCAAGGCUGAUCGCAAAGGCCAUGACGUGGUGGUGGGUCUGUCCAACGCCUGCUGCAAGUGGGGUUUUAUUUACAAUUCCUAUGGCUCUUUUUUGCAGGAUGAAUAUUGGAUGUAUAUUUGUUUUUAUGUGUUCCCCCAUACUUUCACACAGUAGUAGUAGUAGCUUUAUUGUCAUUAUAUUGAGGGUCAGAUAACAACAUAAUAAAAUUUAGACAGCACUCGCUAAGGCAUAAAAACGUUUAAGACAAUAAAAACAAUUUAAUACAUAAAUAAAAUAUCAAUAAUUUAUGAGGGCAAUAAAGUGCAAUAUGCAGUAUAAAAAGGUGCAAACAUAGCAAACAACAGUAAUGUUUGUAAAAGUACGCCAUAUGUAAACAAUUGAAAUCAUUUAAGGCACAAAGGUUUUUAUUAUUUAUAUUAUUACACAAAAAUAGUUUUUAUUUAUAGUCCUCUAGUGAGUGUGUGUGAGUGAGUGGGAUGAGGGGAUCAGGCUAUGUUCAUUAGUUUAAGAGCUUGGGAGAAGAAGCUGUUUCUCAGUCUUGUAGUGUGUGAUUGAAUUGCCCUGUAUCACCUGCCAGAGGGAAGUAGUUGGAAAUGGUGGUAGCCAGUAUGUGUUAGGUCAUGGAUGAUCUUUAAGGUCCUGCCUUGACAGUGGGAUUGGUAAAUGUCACUGAUUGCAGGAAGCUGGGUCCCAAUGAUGUAUUGUGCAGUCUUGAUGAGAUUUUGCAGAGCCCCUCUGGUCCUACUUGGUUCAGCUGGCAACCCAUGCUGUGGUGCAGUGUGUGAUGAUACUCUCCACAGUGCACUGGUAGAAGUUAACCAGUAGGUUCUGUGGCAGACCGGCUCUCCUCAGCUUCCUCAGGAAGAAGAAACGCUGUUGUGCCUUCCAAAUGACGGUGGAAGUAUCUAAGGCACUAGAGGCCUGGGUCCAAAUGUAAUGGCCACAUUUAGGACAAGAUGGUUUCUGUCCAUCUUGAUGGUCAACCUGCCAAAUUCUUGCGUUGCAUCAGGUCCUCCUGCUCCCCCCUCUAACGUCAAGUGUUAUAUUCCAUGUAAUGGUGGUAGCUGUGAGGUAGAUAUCCACUGUACUUGGGAUUCUACGUCAGACCCUCAGUUCCCCACUAACUACAUCCUGCACUGGGAGCCGACAUAUAGCGAUGAGGACCCAGUGACUAGCGGGACCAGUUCGAAUCAGAUUAUUGAUCGUGAACGUUAUCCCAGCCACAGUGAUCUUAGUGUUUGGGUGCAGGCUAAGAACCAGUACGGCUCUGUCAACUCUCAGCCGAUUGUCUUCAACACAGGGAAUAUCAAUAAGCCAUCCCCUCCUAAGAUCAAUGGGAGCAAGCAGAUAGAGGAGGAGUCAUUGGAGAUUUCAUGGAUUUUCCCUUGUGAUCUGCAGUCCCAUAUGCAGAAGUGUGAUGUCCAACAUCGGACUGAAGACGACCCAGUCUGGAUUAAGACUUCUGUUACUUUCAUGAAUUCCUUUAUACUGGACUAUCCCCAGCCCGGCAAAGUCUAUGAAUUUCAGGUUCGAUGUUGCUGUAACACAGGCUUGAUGAGUGACUGGACUGCAAUCCACCCAGUAAAGUUGAAGGCAGCCCCUAUCGGAGAGUUGGAUCUAUGGAUGGACUGUGGGAUGUUCCCCACAACCACUGACCACUGUUUUCUGACCUGGAAGGAGCUUCCUUUCUCUCAGGACAUUCUUAGAUAUGAGGUCGAACUGUCAGGCAAUAAUGGCCCAUUGUCAGUAAAUGUGUCCACAUCUGAGCCAGGGGUGUGUGAUGGGAUGAAAUGCUACCUCAAUUAUUCUCUUAAGGAUAUAUUGUCAGCCAGGGUAUCAGCCUACAAUGCUCAUGGUGCCUCAAGACCUUCCAAUCUAACUAUCCCAACACAAGGUAAACAGGAAAAUGCGCAAAAUAUUCACCUCAAUAUGAAUGAAGAGAACCUCACUGUGUCCUGGAAUCAGUCCUCUCAGCUCUCUGCCAACCCCUCUUUCAAGGAAUAUGUGGUACAAUACAAACAAGCAGGAAGUCCAACAUGCCAAGAAUUUGAUUGGGUCAAAGUGAGGAACGGUCAUACAAUGGGAAUUUUUAAAGGUCAGUUUAAAAAGUACACACCCUUCCAAGUUACACUGUUCACAGUAUCACAUGGCAAGGAAUGCUGUCCCCAGUCAUCGGUUAUUGGAUACUCUCUUCAAGGAACUCCUUCCAUUGUGGCUUCAUUUAAAGUGGUUUCUAUUUCUGCCACUGAUGUGACGCUGUUUUGGGAGCCUGUGCCACUGUCUAAACAGAAAGGGGUGAUCCUUUCCUACCAAAUAGGAUUAGUCAAAAGCAAUGCUGUGUACAAGAUCCCGUCCCAGCAGCAGACUUUUACUCUGCAGAAUCUCAGUCCAGACCAGAAGUAUGACGUCUGGAUAAAGGCUGUCACUCAGGCCGGACCUGGAGACAAUGCCACCGUAACGUUCCAAACAGUCCACCAAGAAGAUUAUGGUAUAGCAUCACGUCCAAUCGUAAUCAUAGUCCUGACUGUAUGUCUUCUGGUUUUACUAUUUUGUUGUGUAUGUAAAAGAUUAGAAAGCAAAGCAUGUAGACUGGUCUAUGAGAAAGUGCCAGAUCCCCACAAUAGCCGCAUCUUCAAACAGAUGAAGUACCAGAUUAAUGACCCCUUGGCUUGGUCCUGCAUUUCCAUCAAUGAGCCACAUCCUAAGAUCUCUCAGUUGGAGAUAGUAGAAAUCCAGCCCAGCGCUUUGGAGUCCUCUGUGGAGACAACCUCCCAUCCUGAUGGAUUAACUAGGCCAGCAGUGGGAGACAGAAGCUCACAAAUCGACUGCCAAGACAAUCAGAGGGAGGAUGCUGUCACAGAGGAGUGUGACAGGAUAGAAGGCAGAUAUAGAAGAGAAGAGUACAGCAAAAUGGUUGACUCCGAUGAGGAGAGGGAUGGGGAGGAGGACAGGGGGGAUUCUUGGAGCUCAUCUGAGGAAGAACAGUUCACGUCAGGUUAUGAAAAACACUUUAUGCCCACUCCUCUGGAUGUACUGGAAGUUUGAUUGACAUCAAUUUUAUAUGUGUGUUGUACUUUUUUGUACAAAAAAGUGUGCAGAAACAAGUGUCAUGUGAUUAAAAAUGGUGACUGGACUGCCUCUCUCUGUGGUCAGGUCUACUAAAGCUAAUGGCAGUAAACCAGUCCCUCUCUCUAAUCAGGUUUCCACUGUAUGUGUUUGUUUUGUUACAUUUGAUUAGUGUUGGUAUUUUUAGUUUGUUUUCUUCGUCAGGUCACUAUUCAUGUGUAAUCUCUCAUUUUUGUCAUAUGCUAAAUGUAUGCUGAAUCAGGAAAUGUUUGUUAUGGACAUUAAUAGCACAUACUCAUACACAUGCUCUCAGGAAAUCAGAAAAUAUAAAAUUCUGUGUGGAGUAUACAAUUUAGAAGGAACCUUAAAAUCCACAUAACCUAUUGUUUCCCAAGGCUGGGAAACCAGAGCAUAAUGAAUUUUGUCGGCAAUGUCAUCAAUUAACACUGAAUUAAUACUUAAUCCUGGGACUGGAGAUUUCUUAUUUGAGUUAUUAACUCCUGGAUGAACUCUUGCAUGUACAUAUUUGUGAAUGGAAAAAUGCUCCUGUAAACCAUACAUGAAUUUAAGUAUUACAAAGGUGUGAGAACUCUUUGAACCCACAGAAUGUACAUUUUUACAUAAUAGGAGCUGCUUGAUGUAUCUUUACUGGCUUGAACAAUUAAUCCACAAUUUUUAGAUUGUUCUUCAUGUUUGUUUUUUUUAAAGUACAAUUGAUGUAUGCAAAACUGCUGUAUGCGAUCAAAUAAACAAUUUUAAUAAGU
Messenger RNA from Scomber scombrus (Atlantic mackerel), 3921 nucleotides. It is a transcript of the gene il12rb2l, whose product is annotated as interleukin 12 receptor, beta 2a, like. The transcript has 15 exons. The record is from RefSeq and is a predicted model, not a curated record. Gene Ontology annotation, molecular function: cytokine binding; cytokine receptor activity. Lineage: Eukaryota; Metazoa; Chordata; Actinopteri; Scombriformes; Scombridae. Gene Ontology annotation, biological process: cytokine-mediated signaling pathway. Bases 1028 to 3136 code for a protein of 702 amino acids. Gene Ontology annotation, cellular component: external side of plasma membrane; signaling receptor complex.